GAGGCCGCCGGGAGCGAAGGAGGCACCAGGCCACGGAGCUGCAGCCGCAGGAGGAGCCGGUCCAGCACCGGGAGAUGCGGGGGCCGGCAGUGAUGUGGGCCAUGCAGCCCCCGUCUGGGACCGGUUCCCCCACACACCCCCCAGCCGGGGCCGGGGCCGGGGCCGAGCUCCCCGGCCCAGAGCCCUGGCGCCAGCGCUUCCGGGGCCUGUGCUACCGGGACGCCCCGGGGCCGCGGGAGGUGUGCCGGCGCCUGCAGGAGCUGUGCCGGGGCUGGCUGGAGCCCCAGCGCCGCAGCAAGGAGCAGGUGCUGGAGCUGGUGGUGCUGGAGCAGUUCCUGGCCAUCCUGCCCCCGGGCAUGCGGAGCUGGGAGUGGGGGCGCAGCGUGCAGACCUGCGCCCAGGCCGUGGCCCUGGCCGAGGGGUUUCAGCGGGGGCUGGAGGAGGACGAGAAACGCCAGGUCGCGGCGCGGGGGAAGGUGCAGGACGUGGGCGCAGAGGAGAUGCCGUCCCCGGGGGCGCGGCGGGAGCCUGGCGAUGCCUGGCGGGAGCAGCCCCAGGCCCGCGGUGCCGACAGGCCGCUGGAGGAGGCCGGGCAGAGGGAGACGCGGGGGCCUCAGGACCCCGAGGAGGAGCCCCCGCCCCGCCAGGAGUCAGACUGCCCCAAAACAGAGGAGACCUGGGAGAUGUCAGCAGAUGAAAGCUCCUCGGGCUGCUGCCCCAGACGAGGCCCUUCCCCAGGAGCAGGUGCUGGGACCCUGAGCAGAGCUGAGCAGAAGCCUCCUGGAGAAGAGCCUGUAACCCUGGAGCUGCACAGGACUUCCCCAGGGAGCCUGGAGGAGAGGGGCUCCCCGACACGUGAGCUGGGCCAACUGCAGAAGGGGCAGGGCAGGCCUCCAAGGCAAGAGCUCCGGGAGGUGUUUGAGGACGUGGCUGUGUAUUUCACACGGAAGGAGUGGGAGCUGCUGGAAGAUGAAGACAAGGUGCUUUACCGGGACGAGAUGCUGAAGUAUUACGAAGCCCUCAUUUCCCUGGGAUAUCAGGGUCCCACACCGGACUUAGUCUGCCGCAUCCAGCAAGGACAGGUGGAGCUGUGGGUCUGUGAAGAUGAGGACGGUGGGGAAAUCUCAAGGUCCGAGGAGCUGCUGCCAGGAGGCACCUGGCUGCUGAGCAGAGCUGAGGAGCAACCUCCUGCGGAUGGGGCUGCAGACCUGGAGCCAGCAGGGACUUCCCCAGGGAGUUUGGCUGAGAUGGACCCCCUCACACCUGAGGAGGAUCAGUGGCACAAGAGUCAGGGGAGGCCCCAAAAGCAGAAGGGGAAUGUAGCGGUGAACCAGCAGCAAAGCACCCACCUGGGCAGGAAGACACACCGCUGCACUGAGUGCAGGAAGAACUUCAUCUGCUGGCAAGACCUGUCCCAGCACCAGUGUGUGCGGCACUGCUGCACCAAGUGUGGGAAGAGAUUCAAGCAGCUCUCCAACCUGGCUAGGCACUGGUGCACGCACACAAGGGAGAAGCCACAUCAGUGCUCAGAGUGUGGGAAGAGCUUCACUCAGUCGUCCUACCUGGCCCGGCACCAGCUCAGUCACACAAGGCAGAAGCCACAUCGGUGCUCGGAGUGUGGGAAAAGCUUCACUUUUUCCUCCAGCCUGGCUGAGCACCAGUGUAUGCAUGCAGGGGAGGAGGUAUAUCAGUGCUCAGUAUGUGGGACGAGCUUCACCCGACCCUCUCACCUGGCCCGGCACGAGCUCAUGCACACCGGGGAGAAGCCACAUCAAUGCUUGGAAUGUGGGAAAAGCUUCAACCGAUCUUCUCACCUGGCCCAGCACCAGCGUAUCCACACUGGGGAGAAGCCACAUCAGUGCUCUGAGUGCGGGAAGAGCUUCACUCAGUCCUCCUACCUGGCCCGACACCAGGUCAGCCACACCAGGCAGAAACCACAUCGGUGCUCGGAGUGUGGGAAAAGCUUCACCCAGUCCUCCAGCCUGACCAAACACUGGCUCAUCCACACUGGGGAGAAACCACAUCAGUGCUCGGAGUGUGGGAAGAGCUUCACUUAUUCCUCCAGCCUGGCUGAGCACCAGCGUAUGCACAAAGGGGAGGAGGUAUAUCAGUGCUCAGUAUGUGGGACGAGCUUCACCCGACCCUCUCACCUGGCCCGGCACCAGCUCAUCCACACCGGGGAGAAGCCACAUCAGUGCUUGGAGUGUGGGAAGAGCUUCAACCGAUCCUCUAACCUGGCUAAGCACCAGCUCAUCCACACUGGGGAGAAACCACAUCAGUGCUCAGAGUGCGGGAAGAGCUUCACCCACUCCUCCAGCCUGACCCAACACCGGCUCAUCCACACAGGGAAGAAGACACAUCAGUGCCCAGAGUGCGGGAAGUGCUUCACCCGAUCCUGUCACCUCACCCGGCACCAGCUCAUCCACACCGGGGAGAAGCCAUAUCAAUGCUUGGUGUGUGGGAAGAGAUUCAACCGAUCCUCCAACCUCGCCCAGCACCAACUCAUCCACACCAGGGAGAAACCACAUCAGUGCUUGGUGUGCGGGAAGAAGUUCAGUCGAUCCUCCAUCCUGGCCCAGCACCAGCUCAUCCACACAAGGUAGAAGUCACAGCAGUGCUCAGUGUGGGAAGCGCUUCCUCCACUCCACCAGACUGGCUCGGCACCAGUGCAUCCAUAGUCAGCAGUGUCCAUAAUUCUGCCAGCAAUACAGGAAGGGCUUGGGGAUUUAUACCUGCCUAGCACCCACCCGUGUCUACAUUCAGGGAAGUGGUCUCAUGCUCAUGUGAUGCAGCAACAGUUCACCCUUCGUUCAGCCCUUCUAGGGCACUGCAGAUCCCAAAGGACACAGGGGCUGCCCUCCCAGGUCUGAUGUGGGUGAUGGUUUAAAAGGAAACACGUCAGGCAGAGGCUAGCCGGAUGCUGGGGGAACCUGUAAGGAAAAGAUCAUCCUGGGAGCCUGUGGCAUCCCCAUCAUUCUCCAAAAGCAGCUGGUGCUCUCACGGGGAGAAGUACCUGCACAGUAGGUGCCCUCCCCAAGACAGCUGGCUCCAAAUGACCCCCAGGGACUGUCUUUGGCCAACUCCCAGCUUCAACUUCCCUCCUGGUCCCAGGGUCCUUGUAUGUGAAGCUCUGCAGUUGCAGGGAGGAGGACGUUUAUUGCUAGAGAAGGAUUCCCUGCCUUCCACCCUGCCCAUGCCUUUCCUCCCCACUGCAUCAUCCCUUUCCCAGGCCUGCACAUGCCCAGCAGGGUCUGCAAGAAACUGCUACAGCCGCCCCAUGAGCCCAGUUUUGGCAGGUUUCACUUCCCAGCCCGUCAUCAGAUCUCUGCACCACCAGGUGCCAGCUGCCCCCCGUCCUCCUUCCCUUCAUGCUAUUGUCUAUAGCAUAUUUCUUGAUAAUCAAGCCCCACAACUUAACAUGAUACCCCUGUGGUUGAUCUCUGUGUCCUCUGCAGAGCUGUGAAAUGGAAACAGACCAGGGCCCAGAACCCUUUCCAUGGAAGAUCUCUGUGAUUCCUCACCCCCGUCCCUUUCCAGAGGAUUCGCCACAAUCCAGGGGGUUUUGAUUAGGCUCAGAAGCAGGAGUUCAUCAUCUUUGAGGCAUCAGUCCCAAAUCCUGCUGUACAGCCAAGAACCCUUCCCUUUUGAAUGACCCCCUGCCCAGGGGGAAGUAGAGUCUCUUCUCUGGGUUAAAUGCGAUAGUUGGGGUAAAUGAGGUGCAGCCUGUGACAGGUCCUGGCCCUUCUGUGGAAGGGCGGGGAAAGUGUGAAGGCAUCCUGUGGGUGAAACGCAGCAUGUUGUAAUUUCCCACUGGGAAUAUCGAGGCUUCCCUGCUAGUGCCAAAGCCAUUUGGCUCCAUGAGUGCCUGUAGGGGCUACUCCUACAGUGUAUAUAAAUCUGCCUUCUCUCUUUCCCUUUUAUAGCAUUUAAGAAAAUAAAUAUCACUUCUCAGUGAGCCAUUUUUUUUGGCAGGAUGGCUCGUUUCUCUUGUUGUUGGAGAUGGCCACAGAAAGAAGGGAGGGGAUGGGACUUUGUUCAACACAUUCUGAAUGUGCCGGUUUCCUGUUGAAUGGCUAAGGGGUGGUGAAGUUUGGGGCCAGGUGUGUAGGUGAGGGAGUGUGUGGCAAAGGAAUUGAAAUCCAACCCACCCCUUUCCAAGAGGAGGGCAUGUGUGCAGAUCAGUCAAGGUCCCUGAUGUCUCUUCAGAAGUCCUGUGUCCCCAGUGUAGUUCUCACUGCUUUUUGUGGCAUAGUCCUGUGGAGAAGAGCGUGGUGUGUUACAAAAGUAGAUGUGUAAGCACUGGUUGUGGGGGCCCUGAGCAGGCUUGAAUGGAAGCAUAGGGAGGCCCCAAAGUCCACUAAGGCCCCCACUAUCUGAAAUUGGUCAGACUGCAUGUGGGGAUGUGGCCAGCCUCUGCCUGCAAAGAGAAAGGCCAAAUAGCUGCUUCUCUCCCACAGCAGCUCCAGCAAGUGGAUGGGAACAUGGGAGAGUCCCACUGAGACCCUGCCCAGAGGUCAGGCCUCCACUUACCCCCGUGGCCACAGCCACGUCAUGCUCCAGUUCUUAUUUGAUGAUGACAUUUGCACCAGGAGGGAUGAAGCCAGUACAUCUUCCCUUUUGAUUUCUUUCCCCUCGGCUCAGAUUGCAGAGACCCAAAAGGCUGCUGAGCAAGGUGAAGUUGGAGGUGGUGAUUUAGAGCCCACAUCUGGCAGCCUGUGUCAGGUUUCAGACAGUGUAUAAACCUGCCUCCUCCUUUUCCCUCUAUUACGGUGUUUAAGAAAAUGAACUCCCUGUUAACUAUGUAGCAGGAACUGAACUAAUGUAGGUGAUGUUAACAUAAGGUGUAAUAAUAGUGAAAUAUAACCAUGUUAGUCUUGUCCUGUAA
Messenger RNA from Alligator mississippiensis (American alligator), 4885 nucleotides. Its product is annotated as zinc finger protein 436-like. Gene Ontology annotation, biological process: regulation of cytokine production; regulation of immune system process; negative regulation of transcription by RNA polymerase II. NCBI's taxonomy places the organism in Eukaryota, Metazoa, Chordata, Crocodylia, Alligatoridae. The transcript is spliced from 9 exons. The coding region runs from base 75 to 2603 and encodes 842 amino acids. The record is from RefSeq and is a predicted model, not a curated record.